Messenger RNA from Solanum stenotomum, 675 nucleotides. RefSeq lists its product as uncharacterized. The record is from RefSeq and is a predicted model, not a curated record. The coding region runs from base 1 to 675 and encodes 224 amino acids. NCBI's taxonomy places the organism in Eukaryota, Viridiplantae, Streptophyta, Magnoliopsida, Solanales, Solanaceae. Gene Ontology annotation, biological process: DNA integration. The transcript has 3 exons. Gene Ontology annotation, molecular function: nucleic acid binding.
AUGUGUGAUACUAGCGUGACUACGUUAGGAGUUGUAUUGGGACAGAAGUGCAACAAGAUGUUCCAUCCGAUUUACUAUGCUAGUAAGUCGCUAAAUGGGACACAACAAAACUACACAGUCACUGAGCAUGAACUAUUGGUUGUAGUGUAUGCGUUUGAGAAGUUCAGAGCUUACCUGCUUGGCACUAAGGUAUUAGCUGCUACUCUUGACCUUAUUCCUUGGUUUGCUGACUAUGCUAUUUUUCUGGUUAGUGAUGUGAUGCCUGAGGGGCUGACAUAUCAGCAAAGGAAAAGGUUCCUGCAUGAUGUAGGCAAGUACUUUUGGGAUAAAUCGUAUCUGUACAGGUUCAUAUGGGAAGAAAUACAUACUGUUGUGGUUGACUAUGUGUCCAAAUGGGUUAAAGCUGUUGCUUUACCUGAGAACGAUGGAAAGAGUGUUGUUGGUUUCCUGAAAAAGAACAUCUUCUCAAGGUUUGGAAUACCCAGAGCCAUUAUCAGUGAUGGUGGUUCUCACUUCUGCAACAAGGUGUUCAGUGCACUUCUGACCAAGUAUGGGGUAAAACAACAUAAGGUGGCAACACCUUAUCACCCACAGACCAGUGGACAAGUGGAGGUUUCCAAUAGGGAGAUUAAAGCAAUCUUGGCCAAGACAGUUAAUGCCAACAUGACAGAUUAG